This is a messenger RNA of Pogona vitticeps (central bearded dragon), 3372 nucleotides long. It is a transcript of the gene SESN2, whose product is annotated as sestrin 2. Gene Ontology annotation, cellular component: nucleus. The record is from RefSeq and is a predicted model, not a curated record. Gene Ontology annotation, molecular function: L-leucine binding; oxidoreductase activity, acting on peroxide as acceptor. Gene Ontology annotation, biological process: regulation of response to reactive oxygen species; cellular response to leucine starvation; negative regulation of TORC1 signaling. Lineage: Eukaryota; Metazoa; Chordata; Lepidosauria; Squamata; Agamidae.
UGGGGGGGGGGGUUGAUACCUUUGCGUGCUCUUGUCACCGUCCCACCUCCUUGCUCGUCGUAUGUCAUCAGCAGCUGUUGAGAAGGUUGGACCUUCGCUGUUCGGAAAUGCUCCCGAGAGGGGCUGCCCGGGGCAGUUCGCCUGCUGCGCGCUUGAGGGUUCUAGAACCCUGAUGCCCCGGGACGUUCUAGAACGCUGCGGGUUUCGAACGUUCUGCGCUGGAAUCCUCGAACGUUCUGCGCCGGACUUGCUCUAAUAUCUUGGGACUCUUUGGCCCCUUCCGUGGGGGUCCCGUCGGGCCGCGCUGAAAUUCUUCGAUCUCUGUGCGGUUGUCCGCCUUCACUCGACACCACCAUGAUCGUGGCAGACCCGGAGAGUUGUGAAGCCGCCGAAGUCCGGGGCUAUUUACGCGGCGAGAACUGCAGAGGGUUGCGGAGUAAAGAGGAGAGGGGGAUAAAACUAGGACGAAGCCCAAGUUCUUUCAUCCCAGUGGAAGAGAUCUUACAAGAAGGAGCAGAGAGCGCCCGGCGCCACCUCUUCAUUGAGGCCUUUGUUUCAACAGGCAAGGUGGAUAACAUUACUAUGGUCAUGGGGCUACAUCCUGAGUACCUGACCAGCUUCUGGAAGACCCAGUACCUCCUGCUGCGGAUGGAUGGUCCUUUGCCUUAUCACAAGCGACACUACAUUGCAAUCAUGGCUGCUGCUAGACAUCAGUGUUCAUACCUGGUGGGCUUCCACAUGGGCGAGUUCCUGCAGGUGGGUGGUGAUCCAGAGUGGCUGCGCGGCUUGCGGUAUGCCCCACAGAAACUGAGGAACUUGAAUGAAAUCAACAAGAUCCUGGCCCACCGGCCCUGGCUAAUUACUAAGGAACACAUUGAGGCGCUUCUGAAAACAGGGGAAAACAGCUGGUCUCUGGCAGAACUCAUCCAGGCUUUGGUGCUCUUGACACACUACCAUUCUCUGGCCUCCUUUGUAUUCGGCUGUGGGAUCAAUCUGGAGAUUGACCAAGAUGGAGGCCAUGCUUUCCAGCCACCUUCACCGUGCAGUUGUGACAGCAGCCCAGGCUCUGACGAUGGGACGAACAGCUCCAGUAGCGCAGAUGCCAUGGAGGAGGUAGAGGUCCUGAUGGAGAGAAUGAAGCUGCUUCAAGAAUACCAGCUGGAAGAGGAAGGAGUCACCCAAGAGGAGAUGGAGACUCAUUUUGAGAUGGAAAAGCGAGAGAGCCUACUUGUUACUCCCUCAGAUGUGGUUGAACACUCCCUACCUCCCAACGUGCUGUGUUUUGUAGAGGAUCCAGAGUUUGGAUACAAGGAUUUCACUAGGAGAGGAGAACAGACACCUCCAACGUUUCGAGCCCAGGACUAUACCUGGGAAGACCACGGAUACUCUCUUAUCAACCGCUUGUAUCCUGAUGUGGGCCAGUUGCUGGAUGAGAAAUUCCAGGUGGUGUACAACCUAACGUACAAUACCAUUGCUAUGCAUAGUGGAGUGGACACGUCCAUGCUUCGGAGAGCAAUUUGGAAUUACGUUCAUUGUGUCUUCGGAAUUCGGUAUGAUGACUAUGAUUACAGAGAGGUGAACCAGCUUUUGGAGCGGAGUUUGAAAAUCUACAUCAAGACCGUGGCCUGCUACCCAGAGAAGACCACCAAGAGAAUGUACACCCACUUCUGGAAACACUUCAAACAUUCUGAGAAGGUACAUGUCAAUCUACUCCUGUCAGAGGCCCGCAUGCAAGCUGCCCUGCUGUACGCCUUGCGGGCCAUUACCCGUUAUAUGACCUGACAGGACAGCGCUCCCCCUCGUCCUGCGACAGGCAGACUGGCUGAUGGACAGGGGAGCUUCGAUUUCAAAUGAAUUGUUUCUGGAUUGCAUUGUGAAGAGAGAGAGAGAGAAAAAACCUUUUGUUACCUCACCCUUACUUGUGGCUUUUUUGUGUGAAAUAUACAUUUGUAUUUUGAAAGGAGUCUUGAGCACCUCCUUCCAAGAGAUAAAACAAGAGGUGGAUUGUUUGUCAGUGGAUAUGGAGGAGAGACGUGUUCAGCAACAUGUGUGGCUUAAAAAAGAGAGACUUUGCUCAUGCCUGACGUCCACCAUUGAUGUUGUAGAACCAUCCUUGGUUUGCUAUGUGGAUUGUUGGCUCUGCCACUGGUGAGUAAAACAGUCAAGGGCUACCAGCUCAUGCCUGGAUACUUGGGAGACUCCUAAUGUACUCACAUGCCUUUCUUUAGCCUGGCAUGUCCGUGAGAACCAGCAGUGGCAGCAUCUUAUUUUGCUGUAGCUACCUCCCAGCUACCUCCCCGAUCUCCUUCCUCCAAAACUGGUGUUAGUGCAAUGGACACCAGUAGGUUUGGCUCCAUCGCUUGUGAUGAAGGCACCACUGGACCAGCCGAGGUGAAGAUGUGAAUCGCAACCAAAGAGAUUGCUCAACAGUGAUGCAACGACUGGCCUUCUUCUCUGACUCCCAAAUGUGAUGGGACUUUGAAUGUUUGAGCAGCUUUUCGGUCUCUCUCUUUUGUGGAAGUUAGGGUGACUUGGCAAGAUAAUUGUUGGGAGGCAUGAUUAAAUGAAUCGAAGACAACCUGCAGACCAUGGCGAUGGAUGAAAAAAACGUUUCUCGUUUCUGAGCUUCACAUUUGGAAGGACUGAACCUCAGCUGAUUGUAUUAUUUCACAGACGGACAUGAGAAAAUGGCAGCUGCUUUAAACCAUCCGUAGUAGAUAAAGAAUUGACAUUGCAGGGAACGGUGACCUUCUGAAUGUUGUUGGGCUACAAUUCCCAACAGCUCUAGCCAGCAUAACAAAAGGUGAUGAAUAAUGGGAGUUGUAGUCUCCCAAGAUAUGAAGGGCCAUAUGUUCCCUAGAAUAAAAGGUUGUGUUUGGUGCAGUUGGACAAAUUGCUCUAGAGGGUGCCCAUGAAUGAUGUGCCCUUUGGAUUUUUUUUGGACUUCCGAUUCCAGAAUUCUCCAUUCUGGGAGUUCCAUUUGACAGUCCCACACCCGCCUGGCUUAUCGUCCUAUUAAAAAGGGAAACUCUGGACCGCUUCCUUUUUUUAACAGGAAGUUAGUCCACGAAGGCCGUCAGGUGAAACUCACAGAAUGGAGAAUUCUGGCCGUUGAAGUCCAAACAAGCCAAAUGGCACAUCCGUAGUUCACUGGUCUUUAUUUAGAAUGGGUAAGUGCCUAACUUGUUAAAAUGGGGUAAUGAGAUGUCGAGCUAUGCCUGCUUUCCCUCUUUUGACCCUAUAAAUGGACUACAGUUUCCAGACACCCCAUCCAGUAUGGCCAGGAUAGGAGCUCAAACCCAGCCAUUUGGAGGUUUGGCCUUGCCUUGGCCUUAGAGCAAUGGUGUCCAAACUUGGCCCUCCAGAAGUUCU